Messenger RNA from Peromyscus leucopus (white-footed mouse), 1790 nucleotides. RefSeq names its product ring finger protein 167 (gene Rnf167). Gene Ontology annotation, cellular component: cytoplasm; nucleoplasm. Gene Ontology annotation, molecular function: ubiquitin protein ligase activity; zinc ion binding. Bases 918 to 1604 code for a protein of 228 amino acids. The record is from RefSeq and is a predicted model, not a curated record. Gene Ontology annotation, biological process: ubiquitin-dependent protein catabolic process; positive regulation of DNA-templated transcription; protein ubiquitination. The transcript is spliced from 9 exons. Lineage: Eukaryota; Metazoa; Chordata; Mammalia; Rodentia; Cricetidae.
GUGGUGCGCACUCUCGCGAUACUUGAAGGUACCGCAGCGACCAGAAGGAGGAGAGGUUUGUAAACAGGGCAGCUCCAAGAUCUAGGGCACUGAGGGGGAAAAAAUUAGACCGUCUUCUGGGCACCGGAGCUCCCUCCCUCUCCGCAGGAACGCUCUCCAUGUCUAACAUUUCUUUCAACCGGCCUUUUAGGACCGGAAGUCCUCCGUCCUGAGCGUCCAAUACUGGAAGCGGCCUCUCUUUACCGGAAACCCUUUUCCAGGGGGAUCGGAAGACGGCCUACCUGGCCGGAAGUCCCACCUCUUUGAGAUUCCCCCACCCUUCCUUAAGUUUUUCUGUUACUUAUUUGCCUUCGUUUCUAGUCUCCGUUUUAUUUCUGCACCAGAGAAAGCUACAUUGUCUCCCUCCCAGCUCCACUAGGCUGGUUUCAUACCUCACUUCCCGAGUAGUCGGAGUUCCUUCCCCGACGCCCCCAUGUAGCUGAGAAAGUGGGACCUGGGGGUGGUUGGACCCCUGGGAUCCUGAAGGAGAGGCAGAGAGGGCGCAGAACUCGGCUUCUGCUCCUGCUAUCAGGACGCGACCUCUUCAGCCUUACCCCUCCCGCUGCCAUGCACCCUGCGGCCUUCCCGCUUCCUGUUGUUGUGGCUACUGUGCUGUGGGGAGCAUCCCCUAUCCGAGGGCUUAUUCGAGCGACCUCGGAGUACAAUGCCAGCAUGGACUUUGCAGACCUCCCAGCUCUAUUUGGGGCUGCCCUGAGCGAGGAGGGACUCCAGGGGUUCCUUGUGGAGGCCCACCCAGAAAAUGCCUGCAGUCCCAUUGCCCCGCCACCCUCAGCCCCGGUCAAUGGGUCCUAAAUGCCCAGAAAGCUGGGUAUGGUGCAGCUGUGGUACACAAUGUCAAUUCCAAUGAGCUUCUGAACAUGGUGUGGAACAGUGAGGAAAUCCAACAGCAGAUCUGGAUCCCAUCUGUAUUUAUUGGAGAGAGAAGUGCAGAGUACCUGCGCGCCCUUUUUGUCUAUGAGAAGGGGGCUCGGGUGCUUCUGGUUCCAGACAACAGCUUCCCCUUGGGCUAUUAUCUCAUUCCUUUCACUGGAAUCGUAGGACUGCUGGUUUUGGCCAUGGGAUCAGUACUGAUAGUUCGUUGUAUCCAGCACCGGAAACGGCUCCAGAGGAACCGACUUACCAAAGAGCAACUGAAACAGAUUCCUACUCAUGACUAUCAAAAGGGAGAUCAGUAUGAUGUCUGUGCCAUCUGUCUGGAUGAGUAUGAGGAUGGGGACAAGCUUCGGGUACUUCCUUGUGCACAUGCCUAUCACAGCCGCUGUGUGGACCCCUGGCUCACUCAGACCAGGAAGACUUGCCCCAUCUGCAAACAGCCUGUCCAUCGGGGUCCUGGGGAUGAGGAGCAGGAGGAAGAAACUCAAGGGCAAGAGGAAGGUGAUGAGGAAGGGGAACCAAGGGACCAACCUGCUUCAGAGUGGACCCCACUCCUGGGCUCUAGCCCUACUCUUCCCACCUCCUUUGGAUCUCUAGCCCCAGCACCCCUGGUCUUUCCUGGGCCCUCUACAGACCCCCCACCCUCCCCUUCAUCUCCUGCCCUGGCCUGAAACUCCCACACUUGGGACCUCUGGUGAUCUAUUUGCACAAACUCUUCCUCCAGUCUAAUAAGCUGAGGGACGGGGACAUUUCCACUCCAGGUUCUCAAACUGGCCUCAUCCUUUCGAGGUGGCUGGGAACCUUAGGGACAUGGUCUUCACUUCUUGGGUUAAUAAAAGUUUUUGUGGACUAAGAAA